AUGGAAAUCGACGAGUUUACCGAAUUGAUAGAUCGAAUCGAAAAUUUUCUAUAUCCUGUAAAAUUCGGUGUGGCCAUUCCUGGAAUUCUCAUCAACAUUUUACAACUCUCAAUUUUAUGUCAAAAGUCUAUGAGAGGCUGUAGCGCAAGCUGUAUUCUAAUUGGAAUCGCUUUUAAUGACUUGAUAAGGUUAUCAGUGAUAGUUCGUGAUAAAAUUAGUCAGCUCUGGUUUCCCCCUUUUAUCUGCGAAAAAACAUCUGGAGAUGAGCUAUGGAUUCGUGAGCUUCAACGAGACAUUCUGGAGCAAACAUCCGUCUGGCUGGGAGUGUAUUUGGCACUUUUGAGGUUACUGAUUCUGAAAAAAUCAAGGCCUAAUCAAUGGAUAUCAAAACCAGCAUGUGGUUACUGUAUAGUCCUUUUUGUUUAUUCCAUUAGCAUCACGUUAUCUUCUCUUUUUUAUUUUAAAGUUAAUUUAGUGUUUUUCAACAAUCUCUCAAAGAAGACGAAAUGUCCUGUGGUCACGGAGAGACUUCUCGAAAAGCUGGAUACUAUGGAGUUGUUCAGUGGAGGAUCUCAGAUGUUGAUUAUUCUCAUUUAUCCGGUUUUAGCCGUUUCUCUGAUUUAUCUAAUCAAAAACUCCACUUCAGAUUUGGUUCUCAAAAGACGUUAUAGCGAACGAAUCCGCGCGGCAAAAAUGAUUUUAAUCAUGACAAUAUUCUACUUUAUCUGUUGUGCACCAUAUGGUAUCCUGGACUUUGUAAUUCUCCUAACCCCGGAAAAUCAAUAUUUAUGGGUUUUGAUAGACAAAGGAGGAGUAUUCACAACUAUUUUAUUUUGUCUGAACUCGAUUUCUCAUUGUUUUUUGAACUUUUCAAUGUCUUCAAGAUAUCGAGAAACUGCUAAACAAUUUGAUUUGAUAAGGUUAUCCGUUAUUGUUAUUGAUAAAAUUAAACCCAUCUGGUUUCCCCCUUUUAUCUGCGAAAAAACAUCUGGAGAUGAGCUAUGGAUUCGUGAGCUUCAACGAGACAUUCUGGAGCAAACAUCCGUCUGGCUGGGAGUGUAUUUGGCACUUUUGAGGUUACUGAUUCUGAAAAAAUCAAGGCCUAAUCAAUGGAUAUCAAAACCAGCAUGUGGUUACUGUAUAGUCCUUUUUGUUUAUUCCAUUAGCAUCACGUUAUCUUCUCUUUUUUAUUUUAAAGUUAAUUUUUCGUUUUUCAUUUUUGAAGAACUAGAAAUAAUGGAAUUGGUCAGUGGAGGAACUCAAUUGUUGAUUAUUCUCAUUCACCCGGUUUUAGCCAUUUCCUUGAUCUAUCUAAUACGAAAAUCUGCCAAAGAGUUGAUUCAGAAAAAUCUGCGUUUGAAAAGGCUCCACAUAGCGAAAAUGAUUUCCAUAAUGACAAUAUUCUACUUCAUCUAUUGUGCACCAUAUGGUAUCAUGGAUUUUUUGACGCUCAUCUUCCCGGACAACCAGUAUUUAUGGGUUCUGGUAGACAAAGGAGAAGUUUUUACAACUAUUUUAUUUUGUCUGAACUCGAUUUUUCAUGGUUUUUUGAAUUUUUCAAUGUCUUCAAAAUAUCGAGAAACUGGCAAAAAGUUAUAUGGUUUUCGGAAAUUUAGAAAAGUUGUAUCACAUACAGUAACUUGA
Molecule: messenger RNA, 1644 nt
Organism: Caenorhabditis briggsae
Lineage: Eukaryota; Metazoa; Nematoda; Chromadorea; Rhabditida; Rhabditidae
Exons: 4
Coding region: 1-1644 (547 amino acids)
Cellular component (GO): membrane
Molecular function (GO): G protein-coupled peptide receptor activity
Source: RefSeq, a predicted model, not a curated record